This is a messenger RNA of Sycon ciliatum, 2904 nucleotides long. Its product is annotated as neurogenic locus notch homolog protein 1-like. Lineage: Eukaryota; Metazoa; Porifera; Calcarea; Leucosolenida; Sycettidae. Gene Ontology annotation, molecular function: Notch binding. The transcript is spliced from 15 exons. Bases 403 to 2172 code for a protein of 589 amino acids. The record is from RefSeq and is a predicted model, not a curated record.
UGCGUUGCAGCUGACCUGCUUCACACGACCGCACAAACAACUGGCAGCGGCUCUGCAGCUCAGCCACCGACAACACCCUCGGCCACCGACGCAUGCAGCAGCAACCCGUGUGCGUACGACGGUACGUGCUAUCUGGACGGCACGCAGUCACCGCCGGGAUUCCUGUGCGUGUGCGUGGCACCGUGGAGUGGCUACCGAUGCUUGACCUAUUCCACCUCUGCUCAGCCUUUAGCUACAUCACCAGAGGUGAUAACAACGCCGGCCUCCAAUACGCCGCUCCCAGACCCGUGUGUGUCAUCGCCAUGCCUACAUCCCGCCGCCACAUGCAUCACAGUUCCCAGCCUGAACGGAUUCAUAUGCUCGUGUCCGGCGUACUUUACCGGGGACAGAUGCGAAACCUACAUGCCAGUGGCUGCGACUACUUCCUACCCUACUGCUGCUGCUAGUAGUAGUCCAGUAGAGAACACUACACCAACAGCAGUGUAUCAUGAUGCGUGCAGUGCAUUUCCAUGUGCUAACAAUGGUACUUGUUAUACGGAUGCAACUCAGGCGGCUGGGUUCAUCUGCCUGUGCAAUCCACCGUGGACCGGCUCCCAAUGCCUCAAUUCCAUAUUUGACACCACUGCACCAGCAACAGGUGGUAUAAGCAGUCCACAGUCUACCAGUGAUUCUAUAUUCGACACAACUGCACCAGCAACAGGAGCUGCAAGCGGCCCACAGUCUACCAGUGGUAUUCAUACGGGGCAAUCUACGUCGCAAGCAUCGACAAAUUUCCCAACCUUUCCGCCUUCACCCGCCACAUCACAGGGACCAUUGGAAUUCCCCAGCACUCGCUGUCUGACAUCCGGUGACUCGUGUAGUUUUUACUACCAGCCGAACCCGUGUACACCGCAUGUCAACUGUGACGUGUGGGCUGAGAUUGGAGAGAGACGUGGCGAUAGUAACAUUACCAUUGUUCUGGGGACCGACAGGCCAGGGUUCUACGUGGCGGCUGCUCUCUCCGAGGAUGCAUUUAUGCCCAAUUCUGAUGUGCUCCUCUGCUAUAACUCCCACUGUGAAGAUCGGUAUGCAUAUAGCUAUAGUGCUCCAGUGCGUGAUUCUGAUCUGCUCUAUGAUCGACCAAGGAAUCAAGAAUACUGGCAAUACGCUAACACAAGCAGGUAUGCGUUCACAGUCAGCUGUAACGCUAGCAAGGACCCCCAAGAUGUCUCCAUAGCCGGUCGUAUCUAUAUUUCAUUCGCGGCAGGAAGGUACAACGAGAGCACUGGAGAAAUCUAUCAACACGUGAUACGCCCGACUCCGUACUACAGAGAUUUCAAAUGCAAUCCGGAACCUACUGUAUCGACAACAGACUCAACACCUCCGACCAGUGCUUCCCCAAGCCCCACUGCGUCCCAGGCCGUAUGCAGUCCUGACCCGUGCUUCAACGGCGGUAGCUGCGUGCCGUCAAGUUUCUAUCCUGGCUACCGUUGCCACUGCUACUCGCCCUGGACUGGAACCCACUGCAGCCAGUACAUGCCCAGUGGUUCAACUGUAGCUGCCAUGACAACUCCGUAUCCAGCUCCACCGUUCACUUCUCAUCCCAGUGCCACGACUACGUCCACGUCGACGUGCAGCCCUAACCCGUGCUUCAAUGGCGGUGUUUGCUACCCAUCGGCUGCCUACUCUCUCGGCUACUACUGCAGUUGUCCUCCCAGCUGGGCCGGGACCCACUGCACAGCUCCAAGCCCGGGAACAAUAUCGCCGACCAGCACCUACCCAGGAGGUACCAAGCACACCGUCACGCCGUCACCCACUUUCCCGACAGUGUCCUCGACGGCGUCAGCGGCGUGCAAUCCCAACCCUUGUUACAGCGGUGGUAGUUGCUACCUGUCACCUUACUACAGCGGGGGCUUCUCCUGUAGCUGUUCACACGGCUAUGCCGGUACUAGAUGUGAAGUCUAUGUUGGCGUAUCAUCGCAGACCCACAAGCCCACGUCACCGCCAGCUCCGACUAGCCGACCGUACACCGACACACCGACUACUUCGUGUCCCAGCACGGCUGAGUACGAGAGAUGGCGCGGUCGCUUCGAGAACUGGGAGCGACUUUAUGAAGCCUGGCGAACCAAUACCCUCACUCAGCACUGCACCGGUUUCACUCCGCCGCCAACUACAGCCGGUCCUGCCCCGUAGUAAGCCGGUCCUGCCCCAUAGUCACCUGAUCCUGCCCCAUAGUAAGCUGGUCCUGCCCUGUAGUGAGCUGGCCCUUCCCCCGUAGCAAGCUGGCCGUGCCCCAUAGUAAGCUGGCCCUGCCCCAUAGCAAGCUGGCCCUGCCCCAUAGUAAGCCGGUCCUGCCCCAUAGCAAGCUGGCCCUGCCCCAUAGUAAGCCGGUCCUGCCCCAUAGCAAGCACCAGCAUGUACCGGGGGCAGUGCUAUCAUUCUGUGAUCAUGUGGGCAGCAGUAGUAGAGAGUCCUGCAGCGGCCAUACCUUAUCGUGUUUGGCAGUGCGAUCCCAGGACAGUAAGAGAGCACCUGUGCUUGUGACUAAUAUCCCCUUCUCAGCUUCUGUUUUGCUUGCACUCCAAUACAAUGUGCUUCUGUGUCCACCAUGCAUGGCAAUAUAUUAUUAUGCUAGGUUCCAGACACACGCACGCACGCAUGAACGCACCCCCCCCCCCCCCCCCCACACACACACUCAGCACUCGGUAACCAGUGCAUCCAGAACUGCACGCAAUCCACCGUAACCUUUCGGAACUUGUUCCCCUUUUCUUUGGCCUGCUCCAUUUCCCGUCGUGACUAUCUGCAAGCAGUAGUAUUGUGCACAAUUGUCAUGCUCCUCUUGUCUGCUCUUCUUAUGUCUGCCUUACUGUCGCUAAACACACCGUUGUAACUUGUUAGCAUUCCAAUCAUUAUCAUCAGCCAUGA